Molecule: messenger RNA, 1922 nt
Organism: Heterocephalus glaber (naked mole-rat)
Lineage: Eukaryota; Metazoa; Chordata; Mammalia; Rodentia; Bathyergidae
Product: cocaine esterase
Source: RefSeq, a predicted model, not a curated record
CCCCACCUCCUCCCUGUUGGGUUCUAACUCUGACUGGGCAGGACUCUGAUCCCAGGCUUCCUGUGGGUGAAAGGGAGUACAGCUCCAGCAGCACCAAAAUACAGCCAAACUGACCAUGGGACUGGACCAGCUUCUCACCUUGCUGAGGGCUGUGACCUGUGGGCUCUUAAUUCUACAUCCAGGCCAAGCCCUGGACUCUGCCAGCCCCAUCCGGAGCACAAACACUGGGCAGGUGCGGGGCAGCCUCGUCCACGUGAAGGGCACUGAUGUGGGAGUCCACACCUUCCUGGGAAUUCCAUUUGCCAAGCCACCUGUAGGAUCACUGCGGUUUGCAGCCCCUGAGGCCCCUGAGCCCUGGAGUGGUGUGAGGGAUGGAACCUCCUACCCUGCUAUGUGUCUGCAAGAUGUGGACAUAAUGAAGAUGUUUAAUAUGACCACUCCUUCAGUCCCUGUAGCUGAGGACUGCCUGUACCUCAACAUCUAUACACCUGCCCAUGUGCAUGAUGAAUCUCGCCUGCCUGUCAUGGUAUGGAUCCAUGGUGGUGGACUGGUUGUAGGCAUGGCUUCCUUAUAUGAUGGAUCCAAACUGGCAGCUUCUGAGAAUGUGGUGGUGGUCACUAUCCAGUACCGCCUGGGUGUCCUGGGGUUCUUCAGCACUGAAGACCAGCAUGCCGCUGGUAACUGGGGCUUCCUGGACCAAGUGGCUGCCCUACGCUGGGUGCAACAGAAUAUAGUUCACUUUGGAGGCAACCCUGAUGGGGUCACCAUAUUUGGGGAGUCUGCAGGUGGUGUAAGCGUGUCGUCACUUGUCUUGUCCCCCAUGUCUCAAGGACUCUUCCAUGGUGCCAUCAUGGAGAGUGGGGUGGCCCUGCUGCCUGGUAUCAUCUCUAGCUCAUCUGAGAACAUCUACACAACGGUGGCCAACGUGUCUGGCUGUGGGCAGAUUGACUCAGAAGCCAUGGUGAGAUGCUUACGUGGCAAGAGUGAAGAGGAGAUUUUGGCUAUUACAAAGCCCUUCAAGAUCAUCCCUGCUGUAGUGGAUGGGGCCUUCCUGCCCAGGCACCCCCAGGAGCUGCUGGCCUCUGCUGAUUUUCAACCCGUCCCUAGCAUCAUUGGAGUCAACAGUGAUGAGUAUGGCUUGGUUAUUCCUAUGUUUUUCGGCUCUACUGACACCCAGAAGGAAAUGAACAGAGAGACUCUGCGGACUGUUCUGCAGAGCAUGUCAGCACAGAUGAUGUUGCCUGCUGAGUUUGGUGACCUGUUCAUGGAAGAGUACAUUGGGGAUAUUAAGGACCCCCAGGCCCUCAAAAUCCAGUUCCAUGAGAUGAUGGGGGAUUUUAUGUUCAUGAUUCCUGCACUCCAAGUAGCACAUUUUCACUGUUCCCAUGGCACUGUCUACUUCUAUGAAUUCCAGCAUCCUCCCGACUUCCUCAAAAACAUCAGGCCACCCUACAUGAAGGCAGACCAUGGCGAUGAGAUUCCCUUUGUCUUUGGACAUUUCUUGUGGGACAACCAAGUGCACUUCACUGAGGAGGAGGAGCUACUAAACAGAAGGAUGAUGAAAUAUUGGGCCAAUUUUGCACGAAAUGGGAACCCCAAUGGCCAGGGUCUGCCUCACUGGCCUGCACUGGAUCAUGAGGAGCUGUACCUGCAGCUCGACAUCAAUCCUACUGUGGGCCGUGCCCUGAAGGCCCCCAGGCUAAAGUUCUGGACGGAGACACUGCCUCAGAAGAUCCAGGAGCUAAGGAGGGCAGAGGAGAAGCAUGCAGAGCUGUAGUACUCUGUGUGGAGGAGGGAGGUGGGUGUGAGUGCAGGUGGGGUCUGCCUGUGGUGAUCCACACCUACAGAGCUAUUUGUCCACUCUUCAUGUAUUCAUUCAGUCCUCACUAAUGAAGAAUCCUUUGCGUAAUGUUCAUUGCCAA